Molecule: messenger RNA, 1760 nt
Organism: Cololabis saira (Pacific saury)
Lineage: Eukaryota; Metazoa; Chordata; Actinopteri; Beloniformes; Belonidae
Gene: fam161b
Product: FAM161 centrosomal protein B
Exons: 8
Coding region: 1-1596 (531 amino acids)
Biological process (GO): cilium organization
Cellular component (GO): cilium
Source: RefSeq, a predicted model, not a curated record
AUGUCACAGCUGGAUACUUUGCUGGAGGAUAGACUCAAGUUAGAACUACUGCUCCAGCUUCAGUUCAAUGCCCUGAGAAAAUCCCUCAGGCAGCAGCUGCAAGACACCGAGAAGAGACAGGUGCAGGAGCUGGAGAAACGGAUUCAUCAAAAUGCUCUCCUGUCAAAAGAUAUAGAUAAAAAGUCUAGUGACGAAAAAGAACUGAACUAUAACCCAAAAUUCAAGGGAAUUAGAAGAUCAAAAUCUGUAUCUGCUCUGACCUCAGAAAAUGAAACCUCAUGUAAUCCCCAAAAGAGGUUUAGCAGUACUUCUUCAGUCUGGCUACCCUUAAAUAACUGGAAGUGUUUUUCCGUCCUGAAUCAGCCGUGUGAACGGUCUGCCACGUCUAAAACAACCCAGCUGAUCAAAGAGGAGGAAGCUGAGGCUGAGUGUCAAAAAAAGUUCAGUGCAGUCCCUGUCCCCAGACAUGUCACCCAGCCCAUCUAUCAGAAGAUGUUGGAGCUGAGCGAGAGGGAGCGGAAACAGGGCCAUGAGCAGAGAAAGCAGUUCUUGCUUUCCAUUCAGAAACCUUUCAGUUUCCAGGAGAGAGAAAAGAGGAAAACUGAGAAAAUGAGAGCAACAUUAAACCAAGUCUCACAGGAACCAAAAAACAAUGCUUGUGUUAAAAAAACUCAUCGGAAAGAAUCACCAGUGCUUAAAGACCAACAGGAGAAUCCAUCUCAAACCAGAAGCCCAAAACAUCGGAUUGCUGAGCGAACCAGAAAAAAAAAGUUGGGAUUUUUGGACAACAAGCCGAGUUUCCAGCCAAAGAUCAUCCACCAAGUCCCUAACUUCAGCAGGCUGCACAAGGCCUUGCAGACAGAUGCAGCAGAUAAAACAAAGAGCAAAGAUGUGACGAAGUGUCAGCCCUUCAUCCUGAGGACAUCAGCUCUACCUGCGAGGCAAAGUGUUAAGAGCUUAGAAACCUCACAGGUGCCUACACUAAGUAAUCUUAGUAGAAGCAAGUCACUUGGGGCAUUAACACUGGUGUCCUCUGACACACUCCCCACAUACAUCACAGACGCCGUAAGGAAGCGUUGCGUGGCCAUCAAAAAGUCAAUGGAGUUGAGUGAAAGUAAGAAUCAAGAGAGUGUGGAGUGGCUAAGAAACCACCAGAUAAGAUCUCAAGCAAUGAAGAAGACGUUAGCCCUGCAUGCAAAGUUGUUGGACCCUCACAGCAGUUUAAAAGAGGUGUCUAAAGAACAUUUGAAGCGACAUUGGGAAGCUGAUCGACAGAGAACGAGAGACUACAGGAGAGAAUUACGGGACAUGAAGGCCCGAGUUAGUGAACGCCCUUAUUUGUUUGAACAGGUGAAACAGAAAAAUGCGAAGGCUUGCGCAGAGCAGACAUACAGAAGCAAACUGAAGAAAGCAGGGUUAAAGGAGCAAUUUGUUGAAGAAACGGGAGAAGCACACAGAUCUGAUGAUGACACAGAAACAAGUGACCACAGCACUGAAAAUGGCAUUCAGAAUGGGGAAGAAAACGUAGACGACGGGGAGAAAAUUGAAGAUGUGGAAGAGAAGAGCGUGAAGUCCAAAGGGGAAGCAAUGCUAUGAUCAAAAAGGUCCAGGCGGCACAGAAUUCUUUGUGGUCUCUCCACUAGAAAACAACACUGUCUUCAAAAAUGAUUCAUGUCACAGCAAACACCAAAGAUUUGAUAGUUUCAGACUUACACCUAUAAAUUAUGUAACUACAAAACAUUUUGACUUCACGAUUACAG